Galendromus occidentalis (western predatory mite) is the source of this 1414-nucleotide messenger RNA. RefSeq lists its product as uncharacterized. The record is from RefSeq and is a predicted model, not a curated record. The coding region runs from base 199 to 1197 and encodes 332 amino acids. The transcript is spliced from 6 exons. Lineage: Eukaryota; Metazoa; Arthropoda; Arachnida; Mesostigmata; Phytoseiidae.
GGGUGCCGAUGGUGACGGAGAAAAAUGUCGGACAUGACACGUUCACGCUGAGGUGCACGCCGGGGGUCCCAGGCUGGCGCGGCCGGCGUCGCGUAUCUAGGAAGGUCCUCGGUCCCCUUGGUGUGCAUUCCAACCACUUCUUUAGCGAGCUAAAACCAUCGUAAAAUUGUAGCCAUUUGUGACAAUCUGCGCUCAAUCAUGAGCUCUCCAGGGAAGGAAGCUAGUCAAUCGAUAUGUUCGGGGGGGAGGGACGUUUCCCCGCAGCCCGGCACUUCUCGCGCGAAUGUAACACCGGGACCCGCAGAAGCAACGCCGACCUCGCAAUAUAGGCAGAUAUUGUCUUCUUGCGUGGAAGACCUCGUAGUUGAUAUGACGCCGAGUUCCCCGAAAAGACCGUCCGCGGUAUCCGGAAAGGCUCCUCUGAAGCGCAAACCAGUCGAUCUUAACGGUCUCUUGGCCAUGGAGAACCCGUACAAAUGGGGCAUAGUCUGCUCGAAUGCUUACGCAGAGCGAUUCGAAGACUUUCUACUCAUAUGUCCCCAGCGGGCGCACGCCGAUGCGAAGAUUUACAUCGCGAAGGGUGACGAAGAAAUAGACCCAUAUUUGAGUAUGACGUGUCAUAUUCAGGCUGCUUCGAUAUAUGCCGUCAUUGCUCAAUUCGCCCUGAAGUAUCGCAAAGAACCGCACGCCGCGGCACCCAUGUACGAGCUAGGCAUUUCCCUCUUGGACUCGAUUAUCGAUAAGCUCGAGUUCGAAGAUAAAUUAACUUGCAAGCAGCAGCGCUUCCACAUUCUCUGCUUGAAAUUCAAGUCCUGGCUGCUUUACCGAAGUUACGCGAUGUUCGAUGCGUCGGAUAGACUCCGGCUUGAACGAGAUUGUCAGGAAUUCCUCGCGAUCGGGGAAUCAUUGCGAUUCACACGGGAUUCGGAUCUUCCUGGACCUAUUGAGUUCCCAACUGGAGAAUUCAUGGAUGUGUACAGAUUUAGAGAAGGACAGCAUUUUCUGCUGGAAUCACUACGGUCUUGGGACAAGGCUGAAUGGAUUCUGGACAGGAAUAAGUACCAUCAACUCUUCUUCCUCGCAAGCGAGAGUGCCGUGGAGAAAUACGUCGAUUUCAUGAGUCUGACCAGGCACAUGCUUGUAUUUGUGAGAGAAACACUUUGCCGUUUGUAUAUGUUUGAUGAGCCGGGAAGCUAGAUCGUAAGCUGUCGAUUGCAUUUUGUGGAAACCUUGAUCAUCCUACUCUACAUGAUAUAUAUCUGUCUCGUAUCAAUUCACUCCACUAGUGAAACUCACCACUAUCAACAACAUCCAUCUUCUAACUUUUGAAUUUUUCGACGUAAACGGAUGGUGAAUUCGAUAAAACAAGUGACCCUCCUAGUCGAUCCGACAACGGGGAUUAAAUCUGACAGAA